Messenger RNA from Lampris incognitus (smalleye Pacific opah), 1680 nucleotides. Its product is annotated as CCN family member 1-like. The transcript is spliced from 5 exons. NCBI's taxonomy places the organism in Eukaryota, Metazoa, Chordata, Actinopteri, Lampriformes, Lampridae. Gene Ontology annotation, cellular component: extracellular region. The record is from RefSeq and is a predicted model, not a curated record. Gene Ontology annotation, biological process: signal transduction. Gene Ontology annotation, molecular function: protein binding. Bases 92 to 1237 code for a protein of 381 amino acids.
CGUUCAAACAAGCACACGUCACUCGUAACUUGUCUCACGAGGAGGUUUCUCUCCUCUUCUUUUUCACCCGGUGCAGCAUCAGCUCGUGAAAAUGCGGACAGCCUCUCUUAUUGUUCUUCUUGGGGGGAUUUUAGAGCUGGUUUUGGCACGGUGUCCCCAGGAGUGCCGGUGUCCCAGCGAGGCUCCCAGAUGUGUGCCUGGGGUCAGCCUCGUCCCGGACGGCUGCGGCUGCUGCAGAGUUUGUGCGCGACAGCUCAACGAGGACUGCAGCAAGACCGAGCCGUGCGACCACGCCAAGGGGCUGGAGUGCAACUUCGGAGCUGGAUAUGGCACAGCUAAGGGCAUCUGUCGAGCCAAAUCGGAUGGAAGAACUUGCGAGUACAACAACAAGAUCUACCAGAACGGGGAGAGCUUCCGGCCAAACUGCAAACACCAGUGCACUUGCAUGGACGGCGGCGUUGGAUGCGUCUCCCUGUGCCAGCACGAGGUGACGCUGCCCAAACAGGGCUGCGCCAAGCCCAGGCUGCUCAAGGUGCCCGGCCGCUGCUGCGAUCAGCUGGUGUGUCUGAAAGAAAGCAAGGCGGGCAGCUCUCAAGCCGAGAAGAGCAGCCAGCAGCAGCAGCACAGGGGCGUCAGCCAGUCUGAGGACUACCUCACCAACGAGAACGAACUGCUUCCCAUGGGGGGCAGCGCACCGAUCAGGUCUUUACCCGCUUUCGUGAGGGAGCCAGCAAGCCACAUGUCUUCCAGAGGAAGGAUGUGUGUGCUUCAAACCACUGCUUGGUCCCCCUGCUCCAAGUCCUGUGGUACUGGAUUGUCCACAAGGCGGUCCAACCGCAACGGCCAAUGUAAACUAAUGAAGGAGACCCGGAUCUGUGAAGUCCGUCCAUGCACUCGUGUGACUUUCACCAGCUCCAAGAGGGGUCAGCAGUGCAAAGGCAUUGAGAAAGCCAGCCACCCUGUUAAGCUGUCCCACGCAGGCUGCCAUAGCCUGAAGAAGUUUCGGCCCAGGUACUGUGGAGCCUGUGCAGACGGGCGCUGCUGCAGCCCUCACCAGACCCGGACGGUGCCGGUCCGCUUCCGAUGCGAGGACGGCGAGACAUUCAACAAGAACGUGAUGAUGAUCCAGUCUUGCAAGUGUGACCUCAGCUGCCCCCACACCAACAACGAGCUCCUGCCUUCCAUAGACCCUUACAUGACGUCCACAAACAGGGGCGCAAAGAAAACUCUGACAUGAGCUUGAAGUCGAGCGUGAAGAAGUCGAGAGAAUUAGUUUUAAGUGAAAGAGGAGAGGUAUGCUCAGAAAUGAGGAGGGGUAUGCUCAGAAAUGUUGAAUGAUAUGGACUAACAUGCACUGUCAGACUGUGGCCAUCUGUAAGAUGAGUUCAGUGAUAUUUAUCAUUAGUGAAUGUGCUUCACAUUGGAGCCUCGUGGUUUGCUUCAUUAGUGAAGCUAUUGUUAAAUUGUAAUAAUUCAAACGAACCAAUUCUCAGAAGCAAACAUACUAUGCAUAUGUUGCAUAUUAUGCACGUGUUUUGAAGUUUGUGCUUCUAGUAUCACCACUUCAUCCAGUUAACAUGGUAAUAAAGACACGCAGCUAUAUUAUUGUAGCUGCCAAACAUGUCAGUGUUUCCAUACUUCCUCAUUUUGUUAUUUAUGAAACUGUUUUAAUACCGUUUA